AUGAAAGAGACUGUUUUCCACCACCUUCUUUAUUCUGCAGAAGAUAUCUUUCUUUGGAUCCAUAUUGUGAUCAGAGAACUCAGAAACAUACAAUAUGUUUCCAGAGAGUCAGUUCAGAAUAUUCUCAAUGAAACACCACAAGAGCUCGUAUUGGAAGCAGCUGUGACAGGAAUGCAUACCAGCUCGAAUAGCCUGGCAGCGUGUUCCGAGAAUAAGUCUUUCUUUGACGAUGAAUCUAUCCGAGCCCACUUUGGAGCCUCGAUCGAUGUCAUCGAUGAUACGGUCUCCUAA
Messenger RNA from Clonostachys rhizophaga, 291 nucleotides. The record is from the annotation of a GenBank genome assembly. NCBI's taxonomy places the organism in Eukaryota, Fungi, Ascomycota, Sordariomycetes, Hypocreales, Bionectriaceae.